CCCCUUAACGGGCGGGGCGGGGGGCGGUGCUGCCUCCGCCUCCGCGGCACUCCGGGACUGGCGGAGUGCGGCCGGUCCGGCCCGCGGCUCCGGCAGAGCGAGAGCCGCCUCCGCCCCGGCCCAGCUCAGCCCGAAGCCGCCCUGCCAGACAGUGCCUGCACCCGGUCAAAUGUUUCCAUCGGUCGUGAAGAAGAGUGGAGUCGGGACCUGCUAAGUGCUGACCUGCUCGUGCUCUGGACCAUGGACUCAUUGAGGGCAUCCCAGGUGUGAAAAUGUCCAGCAGUAACCGGGAGUUAGUGAUUGACUUUGUUUCCUACAAGCUCUCGCAGAAAGGAUACAGCUGGAGUCAGCUGGAGGAGGAGGAUGAGAACAGGACUGACUUGGCAGUGGAGGAGACCGAGAUGGACGGCGUCCUCAACGGGAGCCCUUCCUGGCACCCGCCCACCAGUCACGUAGUGAACGGAGCCACCGUGCACCGGAGCAGUCUCGAAGUCCAUGAAAUCGUUCAAACAGCCGAUGUGAGGCAGGCGCUGAGAGAGGCAGGGGAUGAGUUUGAGUUGAGGUACCGGCGGGCUUUUAGCGACCUCACUUCCCAGCUCCACAUCACCCUUGGCACAGCGUAUCAGAGCUUUGAGCAGGUAGUGAAUGAACUCUUCCGUGAUGGAGUGAACUGGGGUCGCAUUGUGGCUUUCUUCUCCUUCGGAGGAGCCUUGUGUGUGGAGAGCGUUGACAAGGAGAUGCGGGUAUUGGUGGGACGCAUUGUAUCUUGGAUGACCACGUACUUGACCGACCACCUAGAUCCCUGGAUCCAGGAGAAUGGCGGAUGGGGAUUCACGAAAUCCAGAUCGUGCUGCGAUGGUCAGGACAUGGGAGUGUUUGUCUUGCCAGGAUGCAGCAGUGGGAAGAAGGAGGAGCGGUUUGUGGACCUCUACGGGAACGAUGCUGCUGCCGAGGUGAGGAAGGGCCAGGAGACCUUCAACAAAUGGCUCCUGACUGGGGCGACGGUGGCAGGAGUGCUUCUGCUGGGAUCCCUGCUGAGCCGCAAGUGACCCACCGCCGAGUUCCCCCCAUCGCCAGGACAGCUGCGCCUUCACCGCCACAUCCACUACACUCUGCUCCCGAGCACCGUGACCGGCGCGGGGGGCAGCCCUUCCACCUCCUGGGCAAGCGCCCAGCUCCACGGAGCUUUCUCCCUCGUGCCGCCAGCUCCUUUUAUUGUAGCCCCUAUUAUUUACUGUUCCGUUGUGUUUUAAAGGCGCUGAGACCAAUGCAGCACUUCAGCCAACAGCUCCCAGCACUGGGGAGAUCCAGGCAGACGGGGGGGCAGUACUGGCUAGAAGGUGUCCCAGCCCUGCAGGGUCCUCUAGAUCACUUCAAAGAGAAUAAACAGACUUAUUUUUGCAUGUGUGAGUGCGUGCGUGUGUGUAGAUGUGUCACUAAUAUAAGGUUCCCCAGCCAGAGCAAGGGUGGAGGUUCUGUGCCCCCAUCUCCGGCAUGCUCAGGUCCCAGGAAGAGGCAGGCUGCCGAACAGGACAGAGCUUCCCUGCAGCAUCCCUAUCUCGUCACUGCUUCCUCCAGGCAGAGCUUGUCCCUGUGGAGGGCAAGGGCAAAGAGCUCUGCCCUCGCGUCAGCCCCAGAGCCCCUUUCUCCCUGGACAUCAGCUGCUGGGAGCUGAGGCCAGUCUCGGGUGAGGAUGGUGUGUCAGGCCCAGGGCUGUGCCCGGUUUGAAGGGAUCCGCCUCCUCUUCCUCCCUCUGAAUGUAGAUUGCUGUGGGGCAGUGUGCAUACCUCCCCAUUCCUGCUCCUCUGGGCUGGCAAAGGAGGGAGGCAGGUGAGUGGGGAGAGCACUUUCCCCGAGCCCAACCCUGGCACAAGGGACUCUGCAGAGAGCUGGGGCCAUGGCAUUCAGCAAGUGCGGGAAUACAGAGCUGGGGGCAGGAGGGGGAGUGAUGCUCCUGCCCUUCAUGAGGAUGGCAGCAGGGGAAGGCAGAGCCCUGGGAGCAGCCCCACAGCGGCUGAUACAUGGGACCGGUGGGGGAGUGAGCCCAGGGGAGGUGGGAGUGAGGGCUGACACCAGCUGAGAGCCGUCCCUGCAGCCGGGGAGCCUCUGACUUCUGUACUGCUGGUCCCCAUAGCACAGGCAGAUCGAUCCCUGUCCCCGUGGCAUGGCUGUGACGGGUGUGUGCAGUAGCAGAAGUGCCUGGCUCUCCCCCCCGCCCCCCCCCCCCCCCCCCCCGCUGCUUCUGCUGCCGCUGGGGCACUGAACCUCUGGGCUUUGAGCUGAAAUUAGCUUGAAAAAUAACCCAUCAUCCUUCAGAGACCACCACCGGCAGACCCAGCUGUCCACGCGGGCUUGUCUGUGUACAUACCGCCCGUGCUCUGCUGUACAUAUCCGAGUAGUUUUUAAUUCAUUUGUGAAUACUCUUAAUGCUAUUUUUGUUAUCUUGUCUGUCUGUAUUUAUGUGUGGGGCCGUGCUCCCUGCAGGGGCCAAGGUGGGAUGGAGGUGGGGGGACAGGGAGAAACCAGAGGCUCCCGGGGAUCCUGUCUGGCCACUGAGCACGGACUCGCACUCCCCGCAUAGGAUCCUACGUGGGGAGCGCAAGAAUUAGCAUUAGCCCGUCGAACGCUUCGGUUUGCAGGUGGAGGUGAAUCCACUAAUAAACUUGUCAUUGGAGCU
This is a messenger RNA of Grus americana (Whooping crane), 2677 nucleotides long. It is a transcript of the gene BCL2L1, whose product is annotated as BCL2 like 1. The transcript is spliced from 4 exons. NCBI's taxonomy places the organism in Eukaryota, Metazoa, Chordata, Aves, Gruiformes, Gruidae. The coding region runs from base 273 to 1049 and encodes 258 amino acids. Gene Ontology annotation, molecular function: protein homodimerization activity; protein heterodimerization activity. The record is from RefSeq and is a predicted model, not a curated record. Gene Ontology annotation, cellular component: mitochondrial outer membrane. Gene Ontology annotation, biological process: extrinsic apoptotic signaling pathway in absence of ligand; negative regulation of intrinsic apoptotic signaling pathway; intrinsic apoptotic signaling pathway in response to DNA damage.